UGCAAAUCAUCUCUAACCAUCUCUCUCAUAAACACCAAGAAAACAAAACCAAGAAAAGAAAUGGCAGCUGUUUCUUUCCAUGCUCGCUCCAACAGUUUUCCUGCUGCAAGGCCACACCCUCUAGUUUCCGAAAUCGAUGAGCAAGUUUGCAGGUUGAGACAAUCUCAAGCUGCAUCAGCAUCAUCAUCAUCCAUAGGCCGGAAUCUAAAUGGCCUCCAGGUUGUGUAUGAUUGUGUUGACCAGUUGUUCCAACUGUCCACAACCCAACAAGCCUUCAUCAAUGACCAGAAGUGCUUCAAUGAGCUAUUGGAUGGGUCGCUGAGGCUCUUGGAUUUGUGCAACGCAGCCAAGGAUGGCUUGUCCCAGAUGAAAGAGUCUGUUGGCGAGCUUCAAUCUGCUAUUCGCAGAAGGCAAGGAGGAUUGGAAGGUGAAACCAGAAGAUACCUCAAGUCUAUAAACAUUGUGAGGAAAGAAAUCCAGAAGGUCUUGAAGGGUAUUAACAACAAGAAGUCUGCGUCAUCAGACAACAGUGAGACUAUCUCCAUGUUGAAGGAAGCUCAAUCUGUUGUUGCUGAGGUUCUAGAGUGCUUGUUGUCAUUCAUUUCUCAAACAAGCUCAAAACCAGGCAGCUGGUCAUUGUUUAAAAGGGCGGCAGCAGGAUCAGCAAGUGAGAAUGAGUUUGCAGAGGUGGCUGCGGCCUUGAAGAUGAACAAAUCUAGUGAAGAGGUUCAAGUUCAACUCAAGAACUUGCAGCCAUGCAUUCAAGAUCUUGAGGAAGGAGUUGAGUGCCUGUUCAGGCGUUUGAUCAAAACAAGAGCCUCCAUUCUCAAUAUCCACCAUCUGUAGUUAUUAUUACAUCAUCGGAACAAUACUUGUACAAGUUGUAUAGAAAAUUUUUAUACUCAAAUCCGUAAAUAUACAUGGUCUCCUGGAAAAUUAUGUCUCACUUUUCAUUUAUUGCUCUAUCUUCUAUCACAAUACAUGUAGUACAAACAUGAAUGACAGUGGAAAACAGGUUCUAGGAUCAUUACAGACAGUCGAGAGAACAAUACAUAGCUUCCAUUAACCUUCAAUUCUUUGAAAUGUAAGAAAAAGAAACCUUCAAUUGGAGGGCAUUCACAUCACAUGGGAGCCUGGCAAAAAACAUAACAACUCAUGAUGCCAGAGAUCAGCGAGUAAGCAAACAAACAGUUCAUGGGCACUGCAGAAUGUGAUGGCUUGUUUCCUGUCAAAAGGCUCAGUUGAAUCAUUUACACGUUCCUUCAUUGUACAAGUGGCUAAUACAGCAACUAUCACAGC
Linum trigynum is the source of this 1299-nucleotide messenger RNA. Lineage: Eukaryota; Viridiplantae; Streptophyta; Magnoliopsida; Malpighiales; Linaceae. The record is from the annotation of a GenBank genome assembly.